AUGGGAAUAGAUAGUAACAAUAACAACAAUAAUAAAAAGCACAACUUAAAUCACCACAACCAAUCAAGUGAUCAACAAAAAAACAAAGAAAAAAAUAAUAAUACCGCUCCUCAUCCAUGUUUCCAAUCUUCGCAACAAGUUAUAAGAGACUUAUUAGAAAAAGAUGAAUCGUUGAGUCCAAAUUUAUAUAUGAAUAGAUUUAGUACUUCUAAUCCAGAAGAGUUUACAAAUACUCCAACUUUUAUCAUAAACACGGUAACCUCUGGCAACAGUGCUGUUAUUAAUAAUUUGAUGAAUAAAAACAAAAUAAAAAUAGAUGAAGGUGCCCUUGAUUCUUCUGAAAUUAUUGAACAAAUAAAUCGUUAUGAAAAUGAGCUAAUAAGGGACAAUAAUGUCAAAAUUGAGCAGCGUCUUAUAAUAGACCAAGAAAAUACUGUAGACGACAACGAUAAUAGUAAUAAUAAUAAUAAUAAUAAUAAUAAUAAUAAUAAUAAUAAUAAUAAUAAUAAUAAUAAUAAUAAUAAUAAUAAUAAUAAUAAUAAUAAUAAUAAUAAUAAUAAUAAUAAUAAUAAUAAUAAUAAUAAUAAUAAUAAUAAUAAUAAUAAUAAUAAUAAUAAUGUCAGAACUUUUGACUCUUUCUGUGAGCAGUCUGCUAUCAUUCAUGGCCUCACUAUUAAUGAUCAAGUGCCCAACAACUCAGGUAUAUGUGCAUAUACACGAUUCCAACAACAAAAUACAGUAUUAACAUCCAAAAAUAAUUAUCCAAAAAUAUCUUUAAAAAAAAAAAAAAUUAGAAGAUGUAAUGUUUGUGGUAAAGAUUUUUCUAGACCGUCAUCAUUAGAAAUUCACAAAAAUAUACACACAGGCAUAAAGCCUUUUGUUUGUCCUUAUAAAGAUUGUAAUAAAACUUUUAAUGUCAAGUCUAAUAUGAUUAGACAUUCAAAAUUGCAUGAGAAACUAAAGCCUAAAUCGAAUGAAUGA
Saccharomycodes ludwigii is the source of this 981-nucleotide messenger RNA. RefSeq names its product C2H2-type zinc finger protein. Gene Ontology annotation, biological process: regulation of transcription by RNA polymerase II. The transcript has a single exon. Gene Ontology annotation, cellular component: PcG protein complex; transcription regulator complex. The record is from RefSeq and is a predicted model, not a curated record. Bases 1 to 981 code for a protein of 326 amino acids. NCBI's taxonomy places the organism in Eukaryota, Fungi, Ascomycota, Saccharomycetes, Saccharomycodales, Saccharomycodaceae. Gene Ontology annotation, molecular function: RNA polymerase II cis-regulatory region sequence-specific DNA binding; DNA-binding transcription factor activity, RNA polymerase II-specific.